UUUAAUCCAGUUUUUCAGGGUUUUAACAUAUUAAACUGUUAUCAACUGUACCGAAAAGUCCUGCUACCGGUAGCGCCAGGAAAGGACUCUCAGCCUUUCUUCUUGCCUCAGAUAAGUCCUCUUUCAAUUGCUGCUACUCCACUCCUUGUUUUCUCUUCAACCUGCUUCUGACUCUAUUAAAAAACAACAACACCUCUUUCGUUUCCCAGCUCUCCACUCCUCACCAGUAUGCACAUACCAGAUGAGGGAGCUCUGCUUUCUUAAUUCUUUUCACUUUCUUCACUCCUGCUAGCUCCAGGAAAGGACUUUCAGCCUUGCUUCAGUUUGUUCUCCUCGCCUCAGAUAAGUCCUCUUUCAAUUGUUGGUACUCCACUCCUUGUUUUCUCUUCAACCUGCUUCUGACUCUAUUUUAAAAAAAAACACCACCCUCUUUCGUUUUCCAGCGCUCCGGUUCUCAUCAGUAUGCACAUACCAGAGGAGGGAGCGGCUACCACUUCGGCUUUCUUAAUUCUUUACACUUUCUUCAGCUGAAUAUGCUUGCAGAAAGUAAAACAGAAAGCUGAAAACAAUGGUGUUGCUGGUGGUGAUGUAAUUGCACGAUCGGGGAGUCCACAGGCCUAGCGGCGGAGGGUGAGCUGGAGCAGCAGUCCCCAGGCUGCACAGAGUUAAUAGCAUCGUUUAGCAUUGUUUGCUGGGGGAUACUCCCCCCGCCUCGGGCAGGCUUGCGAGUAAAAGACGCACCUGAAUUUUGGUGGCUAUUUUUCGAGUGAAAAAAUGCGUCUUAUAGUCCGUAAAAUACGAUCAGUCGAGGAAGAGAAUUAGACAAGCUCUCAGAAUGGGCAGAAAAAUAUCCCUAUGCCUUCCCUAGAUGGUUUGGUGGGUUUUUGCCUGUGUUAGUAGUCAACCAUCCUGAUUACGCCAAAGCUGUGUUUGGUCGAGGAGACCCCAAGGCUAUGGUCACCUACAGAUUCUUGGCACCUUGGAUUGGAGAAGGACUGCUGCUCCUAAACGGACCAAAAUGGUUUCAGCACCGCCGAUUGCUAACUCCAGGGUUCCACUAUGACAUUUUGAAACCUUACGUAGCACUGAUUGCAGAGUCAACCAAAGUGAUGCUGUGUAAAUGGGAGAAGCUGAUUGCGAAGGAUACGAUGAAAUCUCUGGAGAUGUUUGAACAUAUCAGCUUGAUGACUCUAGACAGCAUAAUGAAAUGUGCAUUCAGUUACCAGAGCAGCAGCCAGACUGACAGUGAGUUGGAUUGUUACAUCAAAGCUGUCUACGACCUGACCUAUCUGGUGUCUCGGAGAGUCCGCACUCUCUUGCAUCGGAAUGAUUUAAUCUAUCGGUGCAGCUCACCAGGGCGUCAUUUCCUGGAAGCCUGCAGAUUGGCUCAUCAACAUACAGAAAAAGUCAUAGAAGAAAGAAAGAGAUACUUCAAGGAGGAAGGAGAACUUGAAAUGCUCCAGAAGAAACGGCACUUAGAUUUUCUGGAUAUUCUUCUGUGUGCCAAGGAUGAAAAUGGAGCUGGGUUAUCUGAUGAAGAUCUGCGUGCUGAGGUGGACACUUUCAUGUUUGAAGGCCAUGAUACCACGGCCAGUGGGAUAUCCUGGACUUUAUAUGCCAUGGCUCAGAAUCCAGAACACCAGCAAAGGUGCAGAGAAGAGAUAAUGGAGACACUAGGAGAACGAGACGUAGUUCAAUGGGAUGACCUGGGGAAGAUUCCUUACACCACCAUGUGUAUUAAGGAAAGUCUCCGUCUUUACCCUCCAGUCCCUUCAGUGACCCGGCAGCUCAGCACACCGAUCACAUUUUGUGAUGGACGUACCUUGCCUGAAGGUUCCUUGGUAGCAAUUAACAUUUAUAACAUCCACCGAAACCCAGCUGCAUGGCAAGACCCGGAGGUAUUUGAUCCCACAAGAUUCUCACUAGAGAACUCUUCUCGGCGUCAUUCCCAUGCUUUUGUGCCUUUUGCAGCUGGAUCAAGGAACUGCAUUGGGCAGCAGUUUGCCAUGAAUGAGAUGAAAGUGGCUCUUGUCCAAAUCCUGCUCCGAUUUGAAAUCUUGCCUGAUCCAGCAAAGCCUCCUGUCCCAGUCCCACAGCUUGUCCUGAAGUCUGAUAAUGGAAUAAACCUAUUGCUAAAGAGACUCAACUGAUAGCAAAGAGCCCCAAAGGAAUUUUUCUUUCAGUAUCGGUUCUCAGGGUCAAACUAGAUGAGACAACAAUGAUCCUUGGUCAGAUCUUUCAUCUUUUUGAAUUCUGUAAAAGGCAGGCACUAGGGCCCCUAAAUUCACUUAACCCUUUACCCCCUUGCUAUUUUCCCGAUAAACCCUCCACCCCCUGGAGUUAUUUGCCUCAUUUGUGAAAACUUAUGUGUACCUAUAUAAGAGUUUCAUGGAGGUUAUUUUCAUCAGGAAAAUGGCAAGGGGAAACAGUUAACAUCUUCUUUCACAGCCGAAUGGUCACAUUACAAACUGGGUUUCCAGUUACAUAAAUUCCCAUCGCUUUCCAUUAAUAUAAAUGGAAAGAGGUGGGAGAUCCAGUCCCAGAUCUCCAGCAUCUCGUCUAGUUUGGCCCUUCGCUGUAUGUCAUUCUUCGUUGCUGUAAACAUUUGCUUCUAUUGUGACCACUCCUUUCCAUUUCAUUGUUAAGUUCCAAAGGGAAACAAAUUAAGUAAAAUCCAUUUCAUUUGUUAGGCAAGGUCAUUUCUAUAAAAAUUCUGCUUCUGACCUCAUUUCCUGUACAGAGCAAGGCAUUCUUCCUUGGUGGUGGAAAACAUGGGCCUGAUUGGAACUAGAGUUAAUCUAGUCAUCAUGAACAGAAAACAUGGGCCUGAUUGGAACUAGAGUUAAUCUAGUUAUCAUGCACUUGGCAGACCCAUUAACAAUUUGAUGUACAUAUUGCAUUGUUAGCAAAGGCCCAGAAUGUAGCGCACACCCUAAGGGCUGGAAAUUGGCUCCUUGUUAGCUCCUUUGCUAUGGCAUUUGUUUACUUAUACCCUAACCCCAGGCCAUAGCCAACCUUCCUCAAUUGGUAGGAUUGCUAUUUUUCUGGGUGAGACUUCAUAGAAAUGAAUAGAAAACCAGUUAUUUCCUUAUAAUCAACACAAACUCCUGUAUCCCUCUUACCAAGUCCCAAAAUGUCCAUGAAUUGCUGAAAACGUCACUUUGAACCAAGCGGAAUCUUGAACUAGUAUAGCUGUGUGACACUCCCGCUGAAUAAAACCCAUGAAGUUUUCCUGGGUAUAACAGGAAAUUGUGAGUGGUAUUGCAACAGGGAUAACAGCUAAGUGGAGGAAUAUGUGAGCCUAAUAUGACCAGACACAGGCCAGAGUUCGUUUAAGAGCUUUUUCCAUGGCACUGGUAGAGGUCAAGUAAUCAUAUUUCUCUGCCACCAUAAUGUCAGUACAGUUUCUGACAGGAGAGUUUUUCCAAGUAGUAAAAGACAUUGAAAGUUCCGGAUGCUUCACUUAAGUGUGUGACUGCUCGGUGGACUGUUGUGACAUUGUUGUGAAUAGUCUCUUCUCUCUCUAAAGAGCUAACAGGAAGCAAACCCCUGUCUUGAAUGACAGGUUUUUGCACCUAGGACACCAAUUUUAAAGUUCUGGUUUAAAUCCAGUUUAAGUCCAAUUUUUAAGUCCAGUUUUAAGUUGUGCUGAGGUUGGGUUGAAGUUGUAAUGUGUGUGGGUUUCUCUGGAGAUGGGGAGUCAGGGAGUGCCUUCGUUGAAGGUGGGGCAGCUAUUCCGGUGGUGUUGGAGAAUAGAAGAAGAAACGUUGGCAGGUCAGCAGGCUGUUCCAGGGGAAGGGUGGUCAGAAAUCUAAUAGCUGUCCCCCUUUCCGGCUGUCCUGCCAGCUCUUUGACCUCGGGGAGCACUGCCAAUAUCCCACAUAACCUUACUUUGCUCCUCUGCAAUGCCAGGUCGGUCCAGAAUAAAUCAGAACUCAUCCAUGAUUUGAUCAUGGAUGAAGGGGCCAACCUGAUGUGUAUUACUGAGACUUGGUUGGGGGAGGCUAGUGGUCCAGUCUGGUCCCAGCUUCUCCCGCCAGGAUAGUCUGUAGAGGAGCAGGUGAGGGGAUGUGGGCGGGGAGGUGGAGUGGCUGUGGUCUAUAAGGAUAACAUCUCCCUUACCAGGGUCCCUGUUCGGGUAUCGGACCAUAUUGAAUGUGUGUAUUUGAGUUUGGGGACCACGGAUAGAUUGGGACUUCUGUUGGUGUACCGAUUGCCCCGCUGCCCAACAGAAUCCCUUACUGAGCUCACGGACUUGGUCGCGGAACUUGCGUUGGAGUUUCCCAGACUUUUGGUGCUGGGGGACUUCAAUGUUCAUUUUGGGACCAAUUUGUCCGGGGCAGAUCAGGAGUUCAUAGCGGCCAUGAUGACUAUGAGCCUAUCUCAAGCGGUCUCUGAUUCAACGCAUAUUGCAGGUCACACGCUUGAUUUGUUCUUUUAUUCUGAUCAGGGUGGUGUUCUGUGGGUGGGGACUCCUACGAUUUCCCCGUUGUCAUGGACGGACCACCAUCUGGUUAAGGUUGGACUUACAACUGCUUUCCACUUUCGCAGGGGCGAGGGGCCUAUUAGAAUGGUCCGCCCGAAGAGGUUACUGGAUCCGGUAGGAUUCCAAGAAGCCUUGGAGGGAUUUAAUGUUGGCUCUGCUGGUGAUCCUGUUGAUGCCCUGGUUGAGAACUCAAACAACUUGCUCACUAGGGCAGUAAACACGAUUGCUCCUAAGCGUCCCCUCCGACCUGCUUCAAAAUUGGCCCCUUGGUAUAUGGAAGAUCUACGGGGGCUGAAGUGGCAAGGUAGGCGACUGGAGCGCAAGUGGAGAAAAACUCGACUCGAAUCCGACAGAUUACGACAUGGAGCACAUUUAAAGAUCUAUGCUCAGGCGAUACAUGCGGCAAAGAAGCGGUUCUUUUCUGCCCGUAUUGCCUCUGCGAGUUCACGUCCGGCGGAGUUGUUCAGGGUUGUGAGGGGACUAGUAUCUGCCCCCUCUCCCUUGAACCAGAAUUUGGAGGCAUCAGUUACCCGCUGUGGUGUGUUUAAUGAAUUUUUCGCAGACAAAAUCUCUCGGAUUCGGGCCGACCUAGAUGGAGACUCCACAAUUAAUUUGAUGUCUGAACUGGAGGUGUCCGACAACUCCUCUUAUACGAUUUGACUGGAUCAAUUUCAGUUUGUGACUCCUGAUGAUGUGAACUAGUUGCUUGGAGUGGUGAGGCCUACCACUUGUCCUCUUGAUCCUUGUCCAACAUGGCUUGUUCGAUCUAGCAGGGAGGCUGUUGUAGGAGGCCUGGUAGAAAUCAUAAAUGCUUCUCUGAGGGAGGGCAGGAUGCCUCCUUGUCUUAAGGAGGCAAUUAUUAGACCUCUUCUAAAGAAGCCUGCGUUAGAUCCCUCAGAGUUGAGCAAUUAUAGGCCAGUUUCCAAUCUCCCAUGGCUGGGCAAGGUAAUUGAGAGGGUGGUGGCCUCUCAGCUCCAGGCGGUCUUGGAGGAAACUGAUUAUCUAGACCCAUUUCAAACUGGUUUUCGGGCGGGCUAUGGGGUGGAGACUGCCUUGGUCGGCCUGAUGGAUGAUCUCCAAUUGGCAAUUGACAGAGGAAGUGUGACUCUGUUGGUCCUCUUGGAUCUCUCAGCGGCUUUCGAUACUAUCGACCGUAGUAUCCUUCUGGAACGUCUGAGGGGGUUGGGGGUGGGAGGCACUGUUUUACAGUGGUUCCACUCCUACCUCUCGGACAGAUUCCAGAUGGUGUCGAUUGGAGAUUGUUGCUCUUCAAAAUCUGACCUUAAGUAUGGUGUCCCUCAAGGCUCCAUACUCUCUCCAAUGCUUUUUAACAUCUCCAUGAAACCGCUGGGAGAGAUCAUCAGGGGAUUUGGAGCUGGGUGUUACCAGUAUGCUGAUGACACCCAGAUCCACUUCUCCAUGUCAACCUUGUCAGGAGUUGGCAUAUCCUCCCUAAAUGCCUGCCUGGAAGCAGUAAUGGGCUGGAUGAGGGAGAAUAAACUGAAGCUGAAUCCAGAUAAGACGGAGGUACUUAUUGUGUGGCGUCGGAACUCUAGAGACGAUUUUGAUCUGCCUGUUCUAGAUGGGGUCACACUUCCCCAAAAGGAACAGGUUCGCAGUCUGGGAGUACUUCUGGAUCAACGUCUCUCCUUGGUUUCUCAGGUUGAGGCGGUGGCCAGGGGUGCUUUCUAUCAGCUCCGGCUGAUACGCCAGCUGCGCCCGUUCCUCGAGAUCAAUGACCUCAAAACAGUGGUACAUUUGUUGGUGAUCUCCAGACUGGACUUCUGUAACGCACUCUAUGUGGGGCUGCCUUUGUACAUAGUCUGGAAACUUCAGUUGGUUCAGAAUGCAGCAGCCAGGUUGGUCUCUGGGUCAUCUCGUAGAGACCACAUUACUCCUUUGUUGAUGGAGUUACAAUGGCUGCCAAUAGGUUUCCGGGCAAAAUACAAAGUGCUAGUCAUAACUUAUAAAGCCCUAAACGGCUUAGGCCCUCGGUAUUUAAGAGAGCGUCUUCUUCGCUAUGAGCCCCACCGGUCGCUGAGGUCACUUGAGGAGGUCCGUCUCCAGUUGCCACCAACUCGUUUGGUGGCUACACAGAGACGGGCCUUCUCGACUGCUGCCCCAAGAUUGUGGAAUGCGCUCCCUGCUGAGAUACGAUCCUCCCCAUCUCUGGCAAUUUUCAGGAAACACCUGAAAACACAUCUCUUCAACCAGGCUUUCUCAGCUUUUUAAAACUUGUUUUUAAAUUGUUCUGAUUAUUUAAUUGUUGUUUUAUGAUGUUUUUAAUUGUUAAUCAUUGUUUUAUACUUUAUAAUUUUUGUUUAAUUAUUAAUUGAUUUUAAUGGUGUUUUAAUGUAAACCGCCUUGAGCCUUUUGGAAGGGCGAUAUAAAAGUUUUAUUAAUAAUAACAACAACAACAACAACCACUGGGAUAAUUUUGGUCUUUUUCUGCCACAGCCUUUCAAUUUCAAUUUGUAAAUCUUUGUAUUUUGUCAUUUUUUUCCAUUUCUUUUUCUUCUAUUAUAUUAUAUAUAUUCUAUUAAUAAUAAUAUAUUAGUAUAUAUUAUAUAUUAUAUUAUAUAUAUUCUAUUCUAUUCUAAUAUAUAUUCUAUUAAAUAAUAAUAAUAAUAAUAAUACAAAAAGCAGCUUUACUGGGAACAGCCUAUAUUCUGCGAUGAUAUCUAUUGAUGUAGUAUGGUAGACUUGACCCAGUAGGGGAGGUUCUUUUCUGGGCGGAUGGAGCCCAAUAACCAGCCCAGAUGAGAGGACUUAAAGAUCAAAGCUUUUAUUCUGCCUUAAGAACAGAGGUGUUACUUUGGCUUAUGCUCAAAGCAAGACAAAGGAAUAUUCAUACAUCCAUACCUUUAUACAAGAAAAAUUCAAAAGUCAUCCACACAAAACAACAGCAUGUUGUUGCCAGAGUGCUUAACCAAGGCCAGGCACAAACCACAAGCAUGUACACGGGCAGACAGCCAGCUUCUUCCUAGUCAUAUCAGCUUUUUCUUACAUAUCACAGUCGGUCACUGUAACCUAUGGGGGAUGGAAAACUACUAGAGAAACAUAGUUUUGACAGUGCGUUGCACUGACAAGCAAAGCAACAUCUCUUGCAGAGAACCAUUAUUUCAAACUAAUUCAGGCUGUGCAAUUCUAUGCAUUUCUAAUUUACUAUACAUCAAUUCCCUAUACAUCAUCUAUAACAACAACAACAUUGACAACAAAAUUCAGCCAUCAUAAGAACAUAAGAACAGCCCUCCUGGAUCAGGCCCAAGGCCCAUCUAGUCCAGCAUCCUGUUUCACACAGUGGCCCACCAGAUGCCACUGGAAGCCACAGGCAGGAGUUGAGAGCGUGCCCUCUCUCCUGCCAUUACUCCCCUGCAACUGGUACUCAGAGGCACCCUGUCCUUGAGGCUGGAGGUGGCCCAUAGCCGUCCAACUAGUAGCCAUUGAUAGACCUCUCCUCCAUGAAGUCAUCCAAACCCCUCUUAAAGCCAUCCAGGUUGUUGGCUGUCACCACAUCCUGUGGCAGAGAGUUCCACAAAUGGAUCAUGCGUUGUGUGAAAAAGUACUUCCGUUUGUUGGUCCUAGACCUCCUGGCAAUCAAUUUCAUGGAGUGACCCCUGGUUCUAGUGUUGUGUGAGAGGGAAAAGAAUCUCUCUCUCUCCACUUUCUCCACACCAUGCAUGACCUUAUAGACCUCUAUCAUGUCUCCCCACAGUUGUCUUUUUUCUAAACUAAAAAGCCCUAGGUGUUGUAGUCUUGCCUCAUAAGAAAGGUGCUCUAGGCUCCUGAUCAUCUUGGUUGCCCUCUUCUGUACCUUCUCCAGUUCAACAAUGUCCUUUUUAAGAUGUGGUGACCAGAAUUGUACGCAGUACUCCAAGUGUGCUCGCACCAUAGUUUUGUAUAAGGGCAUUAUAAUGUUAGCCGUUUUAUUUUCAAUCCCCUUUCUAAUGAUCCCUAGCAUGGAAUUAGCCUUUUUCACCCUAGGUCUUUGGGAAGGACUCGAUGUCUGGAUAAAACAAACCAGUCAAUAACACCUGUCUGACUGUGUAAACAAGAAAUAAUAAAAAAACAACUAUUCAACACCAAUGAAACAAAGCAGGCCUACAAGAAAGAACAAGUCAAGAACCGAGCAGAAAAAUAAGCCACUGAAUGGUCAAUAUUUGCACAAUAUAACUGGAAAAUCAGACAUCACCAAGACCUGGCAAUGGCUUAAGAAUGGCAACUUGAAGAAAGAAACAGAGGGUUUAAUACUGGCUGCACAAGAACAGGCACUAAGAACAAAUGCAAUAAGAGCAAAAGUCGAAAAGUCAAUCACAAACAGCAAGUGCUGCCUUUGUAAAGAAGCAGAUGAAACAGUGGACCACCUAAUCAGCUGUUGUAAAAAAAAUCGCACAGACUGACUACAAACAAAGGCAUGACAAGGUAGCAGGGAUGAUACACUGGAACAUCUGCAAAAAAUACAAGCUACUUGUAGCCAAAACUUGGUGGGACCAUAACAUUUAAAAAGUUGUAGAAAAUGAAGAUGCAAAAAUAUUAUGGGACUUCCGACUACAAACAGACAAACAUCUGCCACACAAUACGCCAGAUAUAACUGUAGUCGAGAAGAAAGAAAAACAAGUCAAAAUAAUCGACAUAGCAAUACCAGGGGAUAGCUGAAUAGAAGAAAAAGAAAUAGAAAAAAUCACCAAAUACAAAGAUCUACAGAUUGAGAUUGAAAGGCUGUGGCAGAAAAAGACCCAAAUAAUCCCAGUGGUAAUUGGCACCCUAGGUGCAAUUCCAAAACAACUUGAAGAGCACCUCAACACCAUAGGGGCCACAGAAAUCACCACCAGCCACUUACAAAAAGCAACUUUACUGGGAACAGCCUAUAUUUUGCAACAAUAUCUAUAAUAACCAACAGUAUUGUUGAUAAAAUUCAGCCAUCCCAGGUCCUUGGGAAGGACCCGAUGUCUGGAUAAAACAAACCAGUCAAUAACACCUGUCUGACUGUAUAGACAAGAAAUAAUAAUAAUAAUAAUAAUAAUAAUAAUAAUAAUAUUUCAUUCAUUCAUUCAUUCAUUCAUUCAUUCAUUCAUUCGAUUUAUAUAACGCCCUUCCAAAAAUGGCUCAGGGCAGUUUGCACAGAGAAAUAAUAAAUAUAUAAGAUGGAUCCCUGUCCCUAAAGGGCUCGCAAUCUAAAAAGAAACCUAAGAUAGACACCAACAACAGUCACUGGAGGUACUGUGCUGGGGGUGGAUAGGGCCAGUUACUCUCCCCCUGCUGAAUAAAAAGAAUCUCCAUGUUAAAAGGUGCCUCUUUGCCAAGUUAGCAGGGGCUAACUUGAAUGCCAUGUGGCAUUUUGAAUGCGGUCAAGUUUCCCCCAGCAUUGCCUCUUCCAUGCAUGCGGCUCUGUACAAUUCUGUCUUUCAUUUGGUGGUUGCCAUAGCACCACCAGCCCACUGAAUAUUAAUAGUAUGUCCUAUGUCAACUUGCAAAGGCAAUGCAAUGCUACAGGUUGCCAAUUUGCACAGUUGAACAGUUGUUGCUAUGCAAUCAUUCUAACUUGCUUUUGUUCUUGUUGUUGCAGUUAUCAUGUUCAUUAAAAAAACACAACAAUGCCAAUAUUUUUUGGUUCACAAGUUUAUGUUAAGAGUAGGGAUGUGCACAAAACUAGUUUGCCCUGUUCGGUUCGAAUUCAAACCAGUUUCGAACCAGGAGGGGGUGGUUCGGUUUUGGUUUUGCUCAAACCUCCCCCUGGUUCGGUUCGAAUUUGAACUGUUUUGAACCACUUAUAACUGGUUUGGACAUCCAAAAAUGGGUAGGGGGGUAUCUGGCAACCAGGGGUACCUGCCACCCAAACCCCAAAGCAAUUGGAUACUUGUACGAUUUUUUAAUGAAUUUUGGGGAAAAAAAUUAUUUUUUUCUCAUAGGGUAUAAUGGGACUCGAACCACCCCAUUAUUCCCUAUUUUGUAGCACCCAUGGGUGCCAAAAACCAUGCAAACCCCGAAGCAAUUGGACACCCCUAUGAUUUUUAAGAAUAUUUGAAAUAUUUUUAAUUAUUUUUCUCAUAGGGUAUAAUGGGACCCGAACCAGCCCAUAUCCCCUAUUUUGGAGCACCUAGGGGUGCAAAAGUGGGGUGGGUGGUAGACACCCAGGGGUGACUACCACCCACAAAGUUCCAAGGCAAUCAGACACUCCUCUGAUUAUUGGUGAAUUUUAAAAUUAUUUUGAAUUCCUCAUAGAGAAUAAUGAGGAUUGCAGCAAAUGUAUAGCUUCACGUCAGGGAGAAAGGGGUGUCCUAGAGUGGAGUGUGGAGGGUGGUAUUUCCCAAGGUGGGCAAGGAAGCUAUCAGAAUUAUUUGAAAGAAAUUGGGCAAAAGGCUGAUUUUAAAGUGAUUUUUGAAGUUUACGCAACUUUAAGGAUUUUCUCCAUAAAGAAGCAUGGAGGUGUCGGCAAAUGUAUAGCUUCACGUCGGGGGGAAAGGGGUGUCCAAGAACGGAGUGUGGUGGGUGGUAGUGCCCAAGGGGGGCCAGGAAGCUAUCAGAAUUAUUUGAAAGGAACUAGGCAAAGGGCUGAUUUUUAAGUGAUUUUUGAAGUUUAUGUGUCUUUAAGGUUAGCAGACGAGAGUGGAUUCAUGGUUUGUCAUUGAAAAUCUUAUAUGCUACCAAAGAAUCUACACUCAGAACACUUCAGUAACAACAAAACCCAGUACCUCAUGGGUUAGCAACCCAUGGAGGUGGUUGGCACCCUCGCUCUGGGCCACCCCAGCACCCCUCAAGUGCAGUUAUGGGGCUGCUGAAACCUGCAUUCUUCCCUAUGGAGAAAAACCUUAAAGCCACUUGUGGGGUGCUGGGAUGGCCCAGAGUGAGUGGUGGUCUAGUGCAAAGAUUUACGUCCGAACUUACCUGAUAUCCCUGGUGCACAACCUGGAGGCGGUCUACCCUCCUCCACUCGAUCUCCUCCGUAGAGUCAAAAGCCAAGUCUUCCAUUUAGUAUGGCACACGGCAUCCUUCCCGUUGGACCAUGUGGUAGCCUUUAUGGAGGCUGAGCGGGUGUCUAGCUUUACCGGCCCUGCAGCCCUACGUUGUGACUGAAUUUAUGUCCUACAAUUUUGGAAACUGGAUUUUUGUAAAUGUUUGCAACAGAUCCAACCUCUUACAAAAGACUUGGGUUUCACUUUUCGCCCUGCACUGGCAGAAGUCAAUAUGGGGUAAGGUGUGGUGGGAGAAAGGAAAUUUUGAGGGAAACGUCAUGCAAACAUUGAAAGGGGACCAUCAGGAUUUUCUGAGAGAUUUGUUAUUUACAUUUUUAAAAUGGAAGCUUGUUCCAGAUCUCUUUAAAGAAUCCUCCUCGGUCAAGCAGCUAAGGAAAACAAUUUAUGUGGGGAUUCUGGAAGAGGCUUUUUUCAAACCCGCUUUAGAACAUAAAUGCCACAUACGCCACACUUCACAAUAUCUGUUGCAGCCCGAUAAGCCUAUAGCUCUGUUUAAGGGGGAAAAGGUCCCCUUUCAUAUUUGGGAAAUGAGGUGGCAUUUAUACCACCAAGUGUUACUGCUUAAUGAGACUAAAGCAUGGCUCCCAGAGAACCAACACACAGGAGUGUCCCAGAAUUAUUUGCCAGCAAAAAGCCAGCGCCCUAGGCACAACGUUCAGGGAAACCUACUCGCACUUCUUAAAGGAGUGUGUGGUGGCCAAGGCAGUGUGACAUAGAGUAAGUAGAGUAAGAAAUUCAUAAUCUUAAUUCCUUACUGACCUUCAAGAAAGCCCUUAAAACUCAUCUGUUUGGCCUGGCCUUUCAGGGUUUUUAAUUAGUUUUAAUUGUUUUAAUGUUAACCUGGUUUUCAGGGUUUUAAUUGUUCUGAUAGUUUAAUUAUUUUUAAGAUGUUUUUAAAUUGGUGUUCAUAUUUGUAUUUCUGUUUUAAUUGUUUUUAAUGAUUUCUGUUUUUAAUUGUAAACCACCCUGAGCCAUUUUGGAAGGGAGGUAUAAACAUCAAACAAAUAAAUAAAUAAAUAAAUAAAUAAGCAAGCAA
Molecule: messenger RNA, 12496 nt
Organism: Hemicordylus capensis (graceful crag lizard)
Lineage: Eukaryota; Metazoa; Chordata; Lepidosauria; Squamata; Cordylidae
Product: cytochrome P450 4A11-like
Exons: 12
Coding region: 954-2150 (398 amino acids)
Molecular function (GO): heme binding; oxidoreductase activity, acting on paired donors, with incorporation or reduction of molecular oxygen; monooxygenase activity
Source: RefSeq, a predicted model, not a curated record